Molecule: messenger RNA, 891 nt
Organism: Myotis lucifugus (little brown bat)
Lineage: Eukaryota; Metazoa; Chordata; Mammalia; Chiroptera; Vespertilionidae
Gene: LRIT2
Product: leucine rich repeat, Ig-like and transmembrane domains 2
Cellular component (GO): extracellular matrix
Source: RefSeq, a predicted model, not a curated record
AUGGGACCUCAAUAUUCAUCAGGAAGUGCCCCAGAGGAAUAUGGCUUCCGUUCACUGCUAGUUCUGGUCCUUCUGGACUCUCAUGCAGCUCAGCCCUCCUGUGUGCCAGGACCUGCCAGCACAGAGGAGACGUUUGGCAGGUGUGCUGUGCUGCUCCUUGGGAGAGAUCCCAGGAACCUCCCUGAAGAGUCCAGGCACGUGAGGAUUGAACAUGCGUCCUUGUUUGAGCUGCCCUGAGGGUCCUUCGUCAGCACGAGCACCAUGGAAUAACUUGGGCUAUUUAACAACGUCGCUGUGGUCCACCGGGGAGCCUUGGAGUCAGAAGUGAACGAGCUGAGACUGGAGGGGAACAGACUCUGUUCAGUACCAUGGACAGUGUUCCGUGCCACCCUGGGCCCAAGGGUCUUGGGUCUCAUGCACAACAGGACUGACAUGCACCCUGGGCUGGCUCUUUAGUUAUUGGCCCACCUGGUCUACCUUGACCUGUCUUCCAAGCUGGCAGUGGUAUCCAGGAGUGUCUUCUUGAACCGGCCUGCCUACCAGCCCUGCCAGCUUGCUGGAUGUGGGGCCCAGAGUCUCUCCGGCAUGGGGCUGGCUCUGCAAAAUACACCCUGGCGCAACUGUCGCUUAAGGGGACUAGUCCAGGUUGUAAAGUACUGCCUCCCGGCGGUCUUGGUGAGUGCCUACCAUUGCCAAGGCCCUCUCUCCAAGGCGGGGCAGUUUUUCCAUGAAACUGAGCUCAGCACCUGUGAACCCCACAUCUCAACCCCCAGUGUCAGUGUCACCAUCAAGGUGGGACAAAGUGUAACCAGCCCUUUGCCAAGCAUUACAUGGACGGAGCCCCUGAGCAUGUGGAGGGAAAUUGAUGGUGAGCCACAUGCGCCCUCUUGA